AGACGCACAAGCAGCGCUUACAGGGUCUGGUGCAGACUGCAGAGUUAAGAGGUGUAAACAAAACCAUAUCAAGUGCAAUUAAAUUAUUUUAAUUAUUUAAGCCUCAGACUAACCCAGGGCUGUUGCUUAUCAAACAGCGGCGUAACGCAAAAGAACGUGAGUGCAAUGACUUCAGAGGUUGAUGAGGAAAAUAACCCGGCUGGAAGGUGUUUACUGGGAAACUGGGUUGAGGAGAGGGCUACUGCAUUGCUAGACGGGACCGGGCCUAGAUCAUGUGUUCAUAAGUACGGACACACAGGGAUUCUUACCAUGGACGUGGCUGCUAAAGUACAGGGGAUCAGUACAUUCAAAGCUACGUUCAAUUCUCCUAAAAGCCUUGGUGUACGACAAAAAGGAAGCCGGGCUGAACUUUUGGAAAAUGACCUCAUCAAAAGAAUAAGUGAUCAGAUACAUGCAGAGAUGAACGCAGAGCCUCCGGCCCCUGAGUUGUGCUCUGUGACCAAAGCAGACUACAAGGCGGAGGGCUUUAAGUCUGUCCGUGCACCACUGACCACGGAUCAUGAUUACACAGCUGAGCAAGCCAUCACAUUUUGGAGUGAUAACUAUCAGAAGAUUCAGGGUGUGACAGCAGUUAAAACUAAGGAUCAUCCAUUUAAAAGAAAUGCCACUUUUAGUACACCAAUCGGUGAACAACUAGAUCAGCUCGACGACACAGUGCUGUACCCAUCAGAAAAUGAUGCUUUGUGACGAAUGUAAAAAUAUCCACAUUUGAUCAUUUCUUCUAUCUUCUUUUAUGUCAUAAUUUUUGUCGAGUUUAUAACCAGCAAUAAAGUUGUGUAAUGUUUUCCAUGCCAAAUAUGACUUCCUGACUUCACAAAUGUUUUAAUGAAGAGCAAGUGACUAGUUCUCCUCUAAUAAAAUAAAUGUACUUGUCUUUA
This is a messenger RNA of Sinocyclocheilus anshuiensis, 938 nucleotides long. RefSeq names its product sperm-associated antigen 8-like. Gene Ontology annotation, cellular component: cytoplasm; nucleus. The coding region runs from base 166 to 747 and encodes 193 amino acids. Lineage: Eukaryota; Metazoa; Chordata; Actinopteri; Cypriniformes; Cyprinidae. Gene Ontology annotation, biological process: positive regulation of transcription by RNA polymerase II. The record is from RefSeq and is a predicted model, not a curated record. Gene Ontology annotation, molecular function: microtubule binding. The transcript is spliced from 6 exons.